Pediculus humanus corporis (human body louse) is the source of this 744-nucleotide messenger RNA. RefSeq lists its product as uncharacterized. Lineage: Eukaryota; Metazoa; Arthropoda; Insecta; Psocodea; Pediculidae. The coding region runs from base 1 to 744 and encodes 247 amino acids. The record is from RefSeq and is a predicted model, not a curated record. The transcript is spliced from 2 exons. Gene Ontology annotation, molecular function: ADP-ribose diphosphatase activity.
AUGAGUUUGAAAAAAGUUAUUGAAAAAUUACCCGUACAUGUGAAAUGUAAAAAUUCAAUUUAUCCAAAAAGUAAAAAUAUCGUUAGAUUUCCCGUACCUGAUGAUAAAGUUUUAUGGAAUAUCGAAUGGCCCCAAUAUUCUCCUGUAGUUUACACUUCAUCAAAUCUAACAAAUCAACCUUGGGCCGAUCCUCCGUUAGAAACUCAUAAUUUUAAUCCCAAAUGGAAUUGUUUAGAUGGAAAAGUCAAUAGAAAAAGUCAUUUUUGUGAAUAUGCUAUUGUCGAUGGUUUACCCAUUAAUCCAAUCGGUAGAACAGGAAUUAAGGGGAGAGGAGUGUUAGGCAGGUGGGGGCCAAAUCAUGCAGCAGACCCAAUAAUCACCAGAUGGAAAAGAAACUCUCAAGGAGUAAUAGAAUGUGAUGUAAAAACUCAAAAACCCAUACUUCAAUUUGUCGCAAUCGAAAGGAGAGACUGUCACGAAUGGGCAAUUCCAGGUGGAAUGGUUGAUCCGGAAAUAUUUAAGGGUUAUGUAGACGAUCCGAGAAAUACAGACAAUUCAUGGAUUGAAACGGUUGCUACAAAUUUUCACGAUGAUGAUGGUAGUCAUGUGAGUGAAUUUCAGUUAUCAGCAGGUGAUGAUGCUUUAAAUGUUAAAUGGAUAGACAUUAAUUUCGAUUUGACACUUUAUGCAAGCCACAAAAAUUUUAUAUCGCAAGUUGCUCGAAUAAGAAAUAGUCAUUGGUAA